Messenger RNA from Closterium sp. Naga37s-1, 546 nucleotides. NCBI's taxonomy places the organism in Eukaryota, Viridiplantae, Streptophyta, Zygnematophyceae, Desmidiales, Closteriaceae. The record is from the annotation of a GenBank genome assembly.
AUGCGGACAGGCGGGCGGCGCGGCGCGCUGGCUGGCGGGCGGUGCGGCGUGCUGGCUGGCGGGCGGCGCGGCGCGCUGGCUGGCGGGUGGCGCGGCGCUCUGGCUGGCGGGCGGGCGGCGCGGUGCGCUGGCGUGGCGCGCUGGCAUGCGCGCUGGCGAGCGCGCUUGCGUGAUGCGCUGGCGGGCGCGCUGGCUGACGCGCUGGCGGGCGCGCUGGCGUGCGCACUGGCGGGGCGCGCUGGCGUGCGCGCUGGCGUGCGUGCUGGCGUGAGCGCUGGCGUGCGUGCUGGCGUGACGCGCUGGCGGGCGUGCUGGCAUGCGCGCUGGCGGGGCUCGCUGGCGUGCGCGCUGGCGUGCGCGCUGGCGGGGCGCGCUGGCGGGGCGCGCUGGCGUGCGCGCUGGCGGGCGCUGGCGGGCCAGCUGGCUAGGGCGCUGGCGGGCCUGCUGGCUAAGGCGCUAGCGGGCCUGCUGGCUAGGGCGCUGGCGGGCCUACUGGCUAGCGUGCUUAGGCCAGACGGGGGGGGGGGGGUUUCACGCCAAGGCUAG